ACUGAUGGCGCCCGACUAGAAUGGAUUAGGAAUUAUCGCGUACAACUUCUUAUACUGUUUGGCGUGUCUACUAAGUCAUAAACAAAUUGAACUCGCAAUACACUAUGGAGGAGGAGAUAGAGGUGGAGAGCAGCAGUGAUGUGGGUCCAUCGGGGUCUGGGAUGGAGGAGCCGUCAGAGAGCGGUAUGGGCAUGGAGUCCUCGGAGGCCAUGUCUGCAGACAGCAGUGAUGCAGCAGCCCCCCAUGCAUCCCACCGUCACAGCCAGCACCACCCCGGCAUGGCCCCAGAGUCAGACUGCCACGUGGGACAGAGCUCAGAGGGGUUCCUGGUGUUCCUACCAGAGACUAGCUCCAGUACGGACGUCACCCACCACAGGGCCACCGUCCACCUCCCAGACUCCUCCUCUGUGGCCCAGCUCACCAGCGUCUCCACUGUAACGCAGUCCAUCCUGGUGUCUGGGUCAGCCCAGGUGAUGGUUCACUCCAGCGUGGCGGGGUCAGACUGCGGGGGCACGAUGGUGUCUGACUCGACAGCCUCCACCUCCUCAGAUCUGGGAUCAGCCAUAGACAAGAUCAUAGAGUCUACCAUCGGACCUGACAUCAUGAAUGUUUGUAGAGCAGUGACCAGUGCAGAGGACGGAGCUGCAGAGACCAGUGAGGGGCAGUAUUUGAUACUACAAGGAUCAGAUGAUGGGUCUCCCAUGGUAGCCCACACGUCGUCCUUGGCCCUGUCCAGCCAUCACCGCAUCGCCAUCGAGGCUCUGGGAGAGGGUCCUACCUCGACCUGCCACGACCAGGGAGACAUGGGAGGUCACCUGGACCCUGACCAGCCAGACCAGCCUUCUGGCAGCCACUCUCACUAUGGGGACCAGCCAGACCAGCCUUCUGGCAGCCACUCUCACUAUGGGGACCAGGACAACCAGCUCUCUGGCAGCCACUCUCACUAUGGGGACCAGCCAGACCAGCCUUCUGGCAGCCACUCUCACUAUGGGGACCAGCCAGACCAGCUCUCUGGCAGCCACUCUCACUAUGGGGACCAGGACAACCAGCUCUCUGGCAGCCACUCUCACUAUGGGGACCAGCCAGACCAGCCUUCUGGCAGCCACUCUCACUAUGGGGACCAGGACAACCAGCUCUCUGGCAGCCACUCUCACUAUGGGGACCAGCCAGACCAGCUCUCUGGCAGCCACUCUCACUAUGGGGACCAGCCAGACCAGCCUUCUGGCAGCCACUCUCACUAUGGGGACCAGCCAGACCAGCUCUCUGGCAGCCACUCUCACUAUGGGGACCAGGACAACCAGCUCUCUGGCAGCCACUCUCACUAUGGGGACCAGGACGACCAGCCCCAGCACUCCCACGCAUCACAGUACAUGGAGUGUAGCGGUGGAGACGCAGACGCACCUGACCAGACUGGAGAGUCCUCGUCCUCGUAUGUAGACGACGAGGAACCUGACGAGACUAGGAUCUCGUCCCGGUCUCUCUCCCGGUCCCGCUUCCCGGAGUAUGGUGUAGUCGACAACUCUGACCAGGACCUGCGGGGGUACGUGGAGUGUAGCGGAAGUGGUAGCGGAGCCGCCGACUCCAAUCCCUCGUCCCCCGGCAUUCGGCGACGCCACACUCACUAUGUUGUGGACUGCAGCGCAGGGACGGGGGCGUACCUGGAGUGUGAAGAGGAUUUGAGGCCGCAGCACUCUCGGAGCUGCAGCAGCAGUGCUAACCACUCCCAGAGUCACCAAACCCUUCCUAACCACUCCCAGAGUCACCAAACCCUUCCUAACCACUCCCAGAGUCACCUAACCCUUCCUAACCACUCCCAGAGUCACCUAACCCUACGGCAGUAUGUGGAGUCUGUGGCUGCAGAUUCAGAGCAGCCCGGUUGUUCCAACUACCAGGAUCAGGAAGGGCAAGGGGAGGAUCCAGACCAGAACCAGGAUCCAGACCAGAACCAGGAUCCAGACCAGAACCAGGAUCCAGACCAGCCACAGCACUCUGACCAGCAGCAGCCUCAGCACUCCCACAACAUGGAGACCACCAGCAGCAGUACUGGCCCAGAGGCCUCCCUGGGGAGGUACACUGGGGCAGGGGAGGGUGACGAGGGUUCCUCCACAGACCAUCACCACCCCCAGGCAGACAUUGUGAGAUCAGGCUCAGACCAUCACCACCCUCAGGCAGACAUUGUGAGAUCAGGCUCAGACCAUCACCACCCCCAGGCAGACAUUGUGAGAUCAGGCUCAGACCAUCACCACCCCCAGGCAGACAUUGUGAGAUCAGGCUCAGACCAUCACCACCCCCAGGCAGACACUGUGAGAUCAGGCUCAGACCAUCACCACCCCCAGGCAGACACUGUGAGAUCAGGCUCAGACCAUCACCACCCCCAGGCAGACACUGUGAGAUCAGGCUCAGAGCAUCACCACCCCCAGGCAGACACUGCAGGCUCAGCAGAGCAUCCAGAAGCUAUGGAGUGCACAGAGAGCCAGCAUGGCCCUUACAUCAGCAGCAGUGGGACCUACUUCUCCCACCCGGAGCCUGAGGUUGAUGAGCCCCCUGAGCCUCAGUGGUCCCCCAGUCUGGGGAGGCUUUCCAGGGGAGAGGAGGGUGGCGUGGUGGGGGGGUCUGGAACUCCAGCCGUGGAGGAGGUGGCCGGGGCUGUUAGAGGACCAGGGGUCCCCGUCCCCGUCCCCGUCCCCCACACCAUGGCUGAACUGGGGGAGAUGAUGGAGGUGGUGAUCGUUCAGCAGUUCAAGUGCAAGAUGUGCCCCUACAAGAGUGUCUCCAAAAACACCCUCAUCAACCACAUGAGGGACAGGCACUUCAAACCCACAGGUGGCCCCCCUCCUAAGAAGCGUGGUCGUGGCCGGUCCAGGCGUAGUGAUACGUUGGCCCGUCAGCAGGCUGAGGUGAAACCAGAGCCCCAGCCUGAGGAGCCAGAGGACGAUGACAUCGUAGACGCUGGGGCCAUCGAUGACCCUGAAGAGGACAGUGACUAUAACCCAGCAGAUGAGGACUGUAGGGGCAGACAGCCUGCCCCUCCUCCCUGCUCCUCCACAGACCGCCCCCGCCGCAGGGUGGGACGCCCCAGGAAGUUCACCUCCACAGAGGGCAGCUACAAUGGCAAGGAAGCUGAGGGUGAGAGAGCUAACAGCAGUGUGGACCCUCAAGGCUCGGAGGAGGCCAGUUCCUCAGGCCUGGAAAACGGAUCAGCUUCCUUGGCCAAUGGAAAAGCAGCGGAAGCCGGCAUCAGCCAGUCAGACUCUGAGAACAAAGACCCGUCACCCAAUGGGAGGCCGGAGGAGGCAGAGUUUUUCCCCAGGAAACGAGGUCGACCCUCAAAGCGGUUUCUCAGAAAGAAAUACAAGAAGUACAUGAACCGCAAGUGUUAUAAGUCUCUGAAGCCCCUCCUGAGGCCUCACAGCUGUUGAAUCUGCGGCUCUCGCUUCCUGUCCCAGGAGGACCUGAGGUUCCACGUAGACUCUCACCAAGGAAACGACCCAGAGUGCUUCAAAUGCCUGCAGUGUAACUACCGCUGCAAACGCUGGUCCUCGCUCAAGGAACACAUGUUCAACCACCAGGGGAACAAGCCCUUUAAGUGUGAGGUGUGUGACUACAGCAGUGUGUAUAAGAAGGAUGUCAACAGACACUCAGCAAUACACAACAAGGACCAGAAAACAAAGUCUGAGUCUCAGGUGUAUAAGGUGUUGUCAUUCCCGUGUCCAGUGUGCCACAGAGUCUACCCCAUGCAGAAGAGACUCACUCAGCACAUGAAGACACACAGUGCUGAAAACCACACGUGUGACAAGUGUGGGAAGUCCUUCAAGAAGAGAUAUACGUUCAAGAUGCAUCUCCUCACACACAUCCAGAGUGUGGACAACAGCAGGGUCAAGUGUGAGUUCUGUGACUAUGACUGUGACAACAAGAAGCUCCUGCUCAACCACCAGCUGUCCCACAACAACGACCGGCCCUUUAAAUGUGACUACUGUAAAUACUCCACCUCUAAAGAGGACUUCCUGGUCUCACACCUGGCCAUCAAACACACAGGAGAGAAGCCAUUCUCCUGUGAGAUGUGCCACUUCACGACGAAGCACCGUAAGAACCUGCGUCUGCACGUCCAGUGUCGCCACCCGGAGGCGUUUGAGGAGUGGAGCGCUACUCAUCUCUAGCUCCUCCCCCGUCAGACAAGGAGGAGACCCUUCUUCACCCUGCAGCAGAUAGAGGACCUCAAACAGCAACACGACGACACACCGGGCCUACAGAACACUCUAGUAGCAGUGGAUCCUGACACCCUACAAGCCAUGCAGACGAUGCAGAACGCCUCAGUCUCCCAAGAUGCAAUGGGAAACACCACCAUCACUUACGAACAGGCCGGGAACUCAGACCUGUCAGCCCAGAAUGCUCAGGAUCUGCUGUUGAAUAUGAGCAACGCCAGACAGCUGGUGGAGAACUGUCUACAGGUACAGAUGUUGAAAUCAUCGGACUCCGAGGUUCUAGAAGCGGGCUCCUGGACAGGGGUUACCUCAGCGACCGGGGGAGCCCAAAAGGUUGUGACGUUCCACGUGUCUGAGAACGGGGAGACCCUGGUACAAGAGGUCGAGGAGGUCUAUGAGGCUGGGACCGAUGAGAAUGGAGAGAUUACCCAGAUAUCCAUCCAGGCCUAUGAGGAGUCAGAGGGCUUCAGUGUGGUGGAACGGAUGGAACAAGCUACACAGGAGAUGCAAAGCACCGGACCUGGAUACAGUAGUGGUGAGGGCAGUCCCCAGCCCAUGGAAGAAGACCAGGAUGGAACAGAAACACUCCAAGAGAACAGAGACAGCCACUACUACCUGACCUCUGGUCUGGGGGAUGGCAUUCUACAGCAGGUGGAGCUAAGCAGUGAGGCCCCCGGUUCCCCCUCCAUGGUGGGAUCCCCCCAGGAUCAGAACCAGCUCAACCCCAAGAGGUUCUCCUGUCGUAUCUGCACGGAGUCGUUCCACGGCCGCAGUGACAUGGAGAACCACAAGAGGGCCCAUAUCGACCCGUCCACCUUCAAGUGUCCUGACUGUGACUUCACUGCCUCCUCCUGGCCAGACGUCAAGACCCACAUGGGCGUGCAUGCCUACCUGAGACCUCACACGUGUCCCAGCUGCAGCUUCGCCUCCAGGAACAGGAAGGACCUGAGGAGGCACAUGAUGACGCAUACCAACGAGAAGCCCUUCACCUGCCAGAUCUGUGGACAGAGGUUUAAUCGUAACGGCCACCUCAAGUUCCAUAUGGAGCGCCUCCACAGCCAGGAGCCUCCGACGAGGAAGACUCAUUCUGGAGGAGGCUCCCAGCAGCAGACCUUCAUAGUCAGCAGUGAUGAGGAGGCUCUCGUCAUGCUACAGUAUUGGCCAUUGUCUGAGAUGUUGUGUUUCUCCCCUCUGUUGACCAUCAGUCAGCUGUUCUCUCUCUGUUGCAGCCCUGCAGGCAGGACAGACCAUCAGUCAACUGUUCUCUCUCUGUUGCAGCCCUUCAGGCAGGACAGACCAUCAGUCAACUGUUCUCUCUCUGUUGCAGCCCUUCAGGCAGGACAGACCAUCAGUCAACUGUUCUCUCUCUGUUGCAGCCCUGCAGGCAGGACAGACCAUCAGUCAACUGUUCUCUCUCUGUUGCAGCCCUGCAGGCAGGACAGACCAUCGGUCAGCUGUUCUCUCUCUGUUGCAGACCUGCAGGCAGGACAGACCAUCAGUCCGGAGCAGCUACAGCAGGCCCCGGGUCAGGACCACAUCAUAGUGUCCCAGGAACAAGGCCUGGAAGACCAGGUGGAGGCCACGUACACCCAGCAGAUCACCACGGUGGACGGACAGACGUUACAGUACAUAACAGGAGAUAACCAGGUCCAGUAUAUCAUCUCUCAGGAAGGAGUCCAACACUUAGUACCUCAGGAGUACGUGGUGCUAUCAGACGGGAACCGCAUCCAGAUGUCAGAUGGACAGAUCGUCCAGUAUGAGAAUGAUGGGGCCUUCCUGCAGGAGCAACAGUCGCAGCAGACGGUCUACACAGACGGUGACACAAGACCAUCUGGAGCAGAUGCAGCAGCUGUAUGAUGUCAUCACCUUCACUGACGAGCAGAGAUGACAUCAUCACCUUCAGACUAAGAGGCACUGCUGUCGGGUCAGACGGAUGUUGGAUGUGAUGUCACUUUGCUUAAAGGACAGGGACAGGCCUGCGGUAUGCGGUGCAGGACCAGUAUGAUGGAACCACUAGGCGCUGACAGAAGUCCAGUGACAUACAUUGUUCAGCCAAAGCAAGGCUCUGCACACAAUCCCCAAGCUACAAAUCAUCUUGUAUCCCAAACAACAACUACAUUACAUGAUCAGGAUUAGCAAAUCUGGGCAGCACCUUGCUCAAGCUGAUCCCCUCGAGCACGGUGCUCUACUCUGAUAUCUAUGAUACACUAUAUAUAGAAAAGUAUGUGGACACCCUUUGAAGUUAGUGGAUUCGGCUAUUUCAGCCACACCC
Molecule: messenger RNA, 6474 nt
Organism: Coregonus clupeaformis (lake whitefish)
Lineage: Eukaryota; Metazoa; Chordata; Actinopteri; Salmoniformes; Salmonidae
Product: zinc finger protein 335-like
Biological process (GO): brain development; regulation of gene expression; positive regulation of neurogenesis
Cellular component (GO): nucleus
Molecular function (GO): RNA polymerase II cis-regulatory region sequence-specific DNA binding
Source: RefSeq, a predicted model, not a curated record